Molecule: messenger RNA, 303 nt
Organism: Loa loa (African eye worm)
Lineage: Eukaryota; Metazoa; Nematoda; Chromadorea; Rhabditida; Onchocercidae
Exons: 3
Source: RefSeq, a predicted model, not a curated record
UAUUGGUUGUUUGAAACAGAGCAGUUGAGCAUUGUUCAUGAUCGAUGCUUGACCGCGUUCAAAACAACGUUUUCUAUCCGCGAUGAUCGGCAUCAAAUUCCUAUAUUUCUCUUGGCCUUUUUUCCCUCGAUGAAAGGAUGGGUGAAAUCAAAAGUACGCAGUGAAGAUGUUGGUCCAGUGAUGCCUGCUUUAUCGCAGGAUAUGAAGUCAAAGGAUACCGUCGUCGUCACUAUCGUUCGGCGGCUGAGGAAAAGAACAACGAGACAGAAUAACGACAUAGAGGAGGCAACAAAAGAUCCAUAA